Closterium sp. Naga37s-1 is the source of this 12549-nucleotide messenger RNA. Lineage: Eukaryota; Viridiplantae; Streptophyta; Zygnematophyceae; Desmidiales; Closteriaceae. The record is from the annotation of a GenBank genome assembly.
AUGAGAAAUCUUGUCUCAAAGAUCUCCCUGUGGGGUCGUCUCCAUGCGGCCCUUUCAUGUAGCUACAGAAGCCAACCAGCGGCCGUUUUCUUUCCACUUACUCUCCUCUUUCUCCUCUCCCCCUUGCCCUGUCAGCUCGCAGCAGAGACCAACGAGCUGAUGACCCAGUCCGCCAGGGCUCUUUCUCGCGACCGCAGCAUUCCCAGCCAGCCCUACGGGUUCCUCAACACCAUCAUCCAGCCACUCUACAAUGCAAUUAAAGGAGAGGCGGACAGCAAUGUGGGGGGCAAGCUGCCGCACGCCAAGUGGCGCAACUACGACGACUUCAACGAGUUCUUCUGGUCGCCACGCUGCUUCGACCGCCUCUCCUGGCCGCCCAACCAGUCAGCCGUCUUCUUCAUCCCCCCGAACAAGACGGGUCACGAGGGGGGCAAGACGGGCUUUGUGGAGCAGCGCACCAUCCUCAACAUGUUCCGCAGCUUCGACCGCGUCUGGAUCCUCCUCAUCUUCGCCUUCCAGCUCAUGUUCAUCACGGCAUGGAAGGCGGAGGGCAGCAACCCCUUCACGUACCUGGCCGGAAACAGGGAUACUGUGGCGCUGCUGCUCACCUGCUUCAUCACAUGGGCCGGCAUCAACCUUUUUCUUGCUCUGGCGGACAUGGUGAUGGAGUGGCGUCUCAUCCGCCCCUCCAACAUGCGCUUUAACGUCCGCCUGCUGCUGCGCCUCCUCGUUGCCAUCGCCUGGUGCAUCGCCUUCACCGCUCUCUACCUGCACCUUCAUUCCCUGCCUCCCCUUCUUCUGGAACCGCGUGCACCCUCUCCUCGUCUUCCCCCACCCUCAUCCCGCAAGCGGUCCAUCGUGAUGUGGAAUGCACGCAAGGCAGCCACCUACUGGUCGCCCACAGCCAACACGACUACGGUCUCCGUGAUGUGGAAUGCACGCAAGGCAGCCACCUACUGGUCGCCCACAGCCAACACGACUACGGUCUCCGUGAUGUGGAAUGCACGCAAGGCAGCCACCUACUGGUCGCCCACAGCCAACACGACUACGGUCUCCGUGAUGUGGAAUGCACGCAAGGCAGCCACCUACUGGUCGCCCACAGCCAACACGACUACGGUCUCCGUGAUGUGGAAUGCACGCAAGGCAGCCACCUACUGGUCGCCCACAGCCAACACGACUACGGUCUCCGUGAUGUGGAAUGCACGCAAGGCAGCCACCUACUGGUCGCCCACAGCCAACACGACUACGGUCUCCGUGAUGUGGAAUGCACGCAAGGCAGCCACCUACUGGUCGCCCACAGCCAACACGACUACGGUCUCCGUGAUGUGGAAUGCACGCAAGGCAGCCACCUACUGGUCGCCCACAGCCAACACGACUACGGUCUCCGUGAUGUGGAAUGCACGCAAGGCAGCCACCUACUGGUCGCCCACAGCCAACACGACUACGGUCUCCGUGAUGUGGAAUGCACGCAAGGCAGCCACCUACUGGUCGCCCACAGCCAACACGACUACGGUCUCCGUGAUGUGGAAUGCACGCAAGGCAGCCACCUACUGGUCGCCCACAGCCAACACGACUACGGUCUCCGUGAUGUGGAAUGCACGCAAGGCAGCCACCUACUGGUCGCCCACAGCCAACACGACUACGGUCUCCGUGAUGUGGAAUGCACGCAAGGCAGCCACCUACUGGUCGCCCACAGCCAACACGACUACGGUCUCCGUGAUGUGGAAUGCACGCAAGGCAGCCACCUACUGGUCGCCCACAGCCAACACGACUACGGUCUCCGUGAUGUGGAAUGCACGCAAGGCAGCCACCUACUGGUCGCCCACAGCCAACACGACUACGGUCUCCCACCUACUGGUCGCCCACAGCCAACACGACUACGGUCUCGUUCCUCAUAGCAGCGCUCGUCUUCAUGACCCCGCACCUGCUCUUCCACCCUCUCCUCUCCAUCCCAUUCUGCCCGCCCUCACCCCUCUCUCUCCCUCUCACAGCGUGAUGUGGAAUGCACGCAAGGCAGCCACCUACUGGUCGCCCACAGCCAACACGACUACGGUCUCCGUGAUGUGGAAUGCACGCAAGGCAGCCACCUACUGGUCGCCCACAGCCAACACGACUACGGUCUCCGUGAUGUGGAAUGCACGCAAGGCAGCCACCUACUGGUCGCCCACAGCCAACACGACUACGGUCUCCGUGAUGUGGAAUGCACGCAAGGCAGCCACCUACUGGUCGCCCACAGCCAACACGACUACGGUCUCGUUCCUCAUAGCAGCGCUCGUCUUCAUGACCCCGCACCUGCUCUUCCGCCCUCUCCUCUCCACCCCCACUCUGCCCUCUCUCUCCCAGCGUGAUGUGGAAUGCACGCAAGGCAGCCACCUACUGGUCGCCCACAGCCAACACGACUACGGUCUCGUUCCUCAUAGCAGCGCUCGUCUUCAUGACCCCGCACCUGCUCUUCCGCCCUCUCCUCUCCAUCCCAUUCUGCCCGCCCUCACCCCUCUCUCUCCCUCUCCCAGCGUGAUGUGGAAUGCACGCAAGGCAGCCACCUACUGGUCGCCCACAGCCAACACGACUACGGUCUCCGUGAUGUGGAAUGCACGCAAGGCAGCCACCUACUGGUCGCCCACAGCCAACACGACUACGGUCUCCGUGAUGUGGAAUGCACGCAAGGCAGCCACCUACUGGUCGCCCACAGCCAACACGACUACGGUCUCCGUGAUGUGGAAUGCACGCAAGGCAGCCACCUACUGGUCGCCCACAGCCAACACGACUACGGUCUCGUUCCUCAUAGCAGCGCUCGUCUUCAUGACCCCGCACCUGCUCUUCCGCCCUCUCCUCUCCACCCCCAUUCUGCCCGCCCUCACCCCUCUCUCUCCCUCUCCCAGCGUGAUGUGGAAUGCACGCAAGGCAGCCACCUACUGGUCGCCCACAGCCAACACGACUACGGUCUCGUUCCUCAUAGCAGCGCUCGUCUUCAUGACCCCGCACCUGCUCUUCCGCCCUCUCCUCUCCACCCCCAUUCUGCCCUCUCUCUCCCAGCGUGAUGUGGAAUGCACGCAAGGCAGCCACCUACUGGUCGCCCACAGCCAACACGACUACGGUCUCGUUCCUCAUAGCAGCGCUCGUCUUCAUGACCCCGCACCUGCUCUUCCGCCCUCUCCUCUCCACCCCCACUCUGCCCUCUCUCUCCCAGCCGUGAUGUGGAAUGCACGCAAGGCAGCCACCUACUGGUCGCCCACAGCCAACACGACUACGGUCUCCGUGAUGUGGAAUGCACGCAAGGCAGCCACCUACUGGUCGCCCACAGCCAACACGACUACGGUCUCCGUGAUGUGGAAUGCACGCAAGGCAGCCACCUACUGGUCGCCCACAGCCAACACGACUACGGUCUCGUUCCUCAUAGCAGCGCUCGUCUUCAUGACCCCGCACCUGCUCUUCCGCCCUCCCUCUCCACCCCCAUUCUGCCCUCUCUCUCCCAGCGUGAUGUGGAAUGCACGCAAGGCAGCCACCUACUGGUCGCCCACAGCCAACACGACUACGGUCUCGUUCCUCAUAGCAGCGCUCGUCUUCAUGACCCCGCACCUGCUCUUCCGCCCUCUCCUCUCCACCCCCAUUCUGCCCUCUCUCUCCCAGCGUGAUGUGGAAUGCACGCAAGGCAGCCACCUACUGGUCGCCCACAGCCAACACGACUACGGUCUCGUUCCUCAUAGCAGCGCUCGUCUUCAUGACCCCGCACCUGCUCUUCCACCCUCUCCUCUCCAUCCCAUUCUGCCCGCCCUCACCCCUCUCUCUCCCUCUCCCAGCGUGAUGUGGAAUGCACGCAAGGCAGCCACCUACUGGUCGCCCACAGCCAACACGACUACGGUCUCGUUCCUCAUAGCAGCGCUCGUCUUCAUGACCCCGCACCUGCUCUUCCGCCCUCUCCUCUCCACCCCCAUUCUGCCCUCUCUCUCCCAGCGUGAUGUGGAAUGCACGCAAGGCAGCCACCUACUGGUCGCCCACAGCCAACACGACUACGGUCUCGCAGCCACCUACUGGUCGCCCACAGCCAACACGACUACGGUCUCGUUCCUCAUAGCAGCGCUCGUCUUCAUGACCCCGCACCUGCUCUUCCGCCCUCUCCUCUCCACCCCCAUUCUGCCCUCUCUCUCCCAGCGUGAUGUGGAAUGCACGCAAGGCAGCCACCUACUGGUCGCCCACAGCCAACACGACUACGGUCUCGUUCCUCAUAGCAGCGCUCGUCUUCAUGACCCCGCACCUGCUCUUCCGCCCUCUCCUCUCCACCCCCAUUCUGCCCUCUCUCUCCCAGCCGUGAUGUGGAAUGCACGCAAGGCAGCCACCUACUGGUCGCCCACAGCCAACACGACUACGGUCUCGUUCCUCAUAGCAGCGCUCGUCUUCAUGACCCCGCACCUGCUCUUCCGCCCUCUCCUCUCCACCCCCAUUCUGCCCUCUCUCUCCCAGCGUGAUGUGGAAUGCACGCAAGGCAGCCACCUACUGGUCGCCCACAGCCAACACGACUACGGUCUCGCAGCCACCUACUGGUCGCCCACAGCCAACACGACUACGGUCUCGUUCCUCAUAGCAGCGCUCGUCUUCAUGACCCCGCACCUGCUCUUCCGCCCUCUCCUCUCCACCCCCAUUCUGCCCUCUCUCUCCCAGCGUGAUGUGGAAUGCACGCAAGGCAGCCACCUACUGGUCGCCCACAGCCAACACGACUACGGUCUCGCAGCCACCUACUGGUCGCCCACAGCCAACACGACUACGGUCUCGUUCCUCAUAGCAGCGCUCGUCUUCAUGACCCCGCACCUGCUCUUCCGCCCUCUCCUCUCCACCCCCAUUCUGCCCUCUCUCUCCCAGCGUGAUGUGGAAUGCACGCAAGGCAGCCACCUACUGGUCGCCCACAGCCAACACGACUACGGUCUCGUUCCUCAUAGCAGCGCUCGUCUUCAUGACCCCGCACCUGCUCUUCCGCCCUCUCCUCUCCACCCCCAUUCUGCCCUCUCUCUCCCAGCCGUGAUGUGGAAUGCACGCAAGGCAGCCACCUACUGGUCGCCCACAGCCAACACGACUACGGUCUCGUUCCUCAUAGCAGCGCUCGUCUUCAUGACCCCGCACCUGCUCUUCCGCCCUCUCCUCUCCACCCCCAUUCUGCCCUCUCUCUCCCAGCGUGAUGUGGAAUGCACGCAAGGCAGCCACCUACUGGUCGCCCGCAGCCAACACGACUACGGUCUCGCAGCCACCUACUGGUCGCCCACAGCCAACACGACUACGGUCUCGUUCCUCAUAGCAGCGCUCGUCUUCAUGACCCCGCACCUGCUCUUCCGCCCUCUCCUCUCCACCCCCAUUCUGCCCUCUCUCUCCCAGCGUGAUGUGGAAUGCACGCAAGGCAGCCACCUACUGGUCGCCCACAGCCAACACGACUACGGUCUCGUUCCUCAUAGCAGCGCUCGUCUUCAUGACCCCGCACCUGCUCUUCCGCCCUCUCCUCUCCACCCCCAUUCUGCCCUCUCUCUCCCAGCCGUGAUGUGGAAUGCACGCAAGGCAGCCACCUACUGGUCGCCCACAGCCAACACGACUACGGUCUCGUUCCUCAUAGCAGCGCUCGUCUUCAUGACCCCGCACCUGCUCUUCCGCCCUCUCCUCUCCACCCCCAUUCUGCCCUCUCUCUCCCAGCGUGAUGUGGAAUGCACGCAAGGCAGCCACCUACUGGUCGCCCACAGCCAACACGACUACGGUCUCGUUCCUCAUAGCAGCGCUCGUCUUCAUGACCCCGCACCUGCUCUUCCGCCCUCUCCUCUCCACCCCCAUUCUGCCCUCUCUCUCCCAGCCGUGAUGUGGAAUGCACGCAAGGCAGCCACCUACUGGUCGCCCACAGCCAACACGACUACGGUCUCGUUCCUCAUAGCAGCGCUCGUCUUCAUGACCCCGCACCUGCUCUUCCGCCCUCUCCUCUCCACCCCCAUUCUGCCCUCUCUCUCCCAGCGUGAUGUGGAAUGCACGCAAGGCAGCCACCUACUGGUCGCCCACAGCCAACACGACUACGGUCUCGUUCCUCAUAGCAGCGCUCGUCUUCAUGACCCCGCACCUGCUCUUCCGCCCUCUCCUCUCCACCCCCAUUCUGCCCUCUCUCUCCCAGCCGUGAUGUGGAAUGCACGCAAGGCAGCCACCUACUGGUCGCCCACAGCCAACACGACUACGGUCUCGUUCCUCAUAGCAGCGCUCGUCUUCAUGACCCCGCACCUGCUCUUCCGCCCUCUCCUCUCCACCCCCAUUCUGCCCUCUCUCUCCCAGCGUGAUGUGGAAUGCACGCAAGGCAGCCACCUACUGGUCGCCCACAGCCAACACGACUACGGUCUCGUUCCUCAUAGCAGCGCUCGUCUUCAUGACCCCGCACCUGCUCUUCCGCCCUCUCCUCUCCACCCCCAUUCUGCCCUCUCUCUCCCAGCCGUGAUGUGGAAUGCACGCAAGGCAGCCACCUACUGGUCGCCCACAGCCAACACGACUACGGUCUCGUUCCUCAUAGCAGCGCUCGUCUUCAUGACCCCGCACCUGCUCUUCCGCCCUCUCCUCUCCACCCCCAUUCUGCCCUCUCUCUCCCAGCGUGAUGUGGAAUGCACGCAAGGCAGCCACCUACUGGUCGCCCACAGCCAACACGACUACGGUCUCGUUCCUCAUAGCAGCGCUCGUCUUCAUGACCCCGCACCUGCUCUUCCGCCCUCUCCUCUCCACCCCCAUUCUGCCCUCUCUCUCCCAGCCGUGAUGUGGAAUGCACGCAAGGCAGCCACCUACUGGUCGCCCACAGCCAACACGACUACGGUCUCGUUCCUCAUAGCAGCGCUCGUCUUCAUGACCCCGCACCUGCUCUUCCGCCCUCUCCUCUCCACCCCCAUUCUGCCCUCUCUCUCCCAGCGUGAUGUGGAAUGCACGCAAGGCAGCCACCUACUGGUCGCCCACAGCCAACACGACUACGGUCUCGUUCCUCAUAGCAGCGCUCGUCUUCAUGACCCCGCACCUGCUCUUCCGCCCUCUCCUCUCCACCCCCAUUCUGCCCUCUCUCUCCCAGCCGUGAUGUGGAAUGCACGCAAGGCAGCCACCUACUGGUCGCCCACAGCCAACACGACUACGGUCUCGUUCCUCAUAGCAGCGCUGGUCUUCAUGACCCCACACCUGCUCGGCAUCCUGCUCUUCCUCACGCCUGAAAUCAGCCGCCGUGUGGAGGCCUCCAGCUCCUCCUUCAUCCGCAUGCUCGUCACCUGCCUCGAGGAUGACAACUUCGUGGGCAGGGGAAUGCGUGAAGACACAUGGGACUCCAUCAAGUACUCCUUCUUCUGGCUGCUCCUCCUCGCUGGAAAGUUCGCCUUCAGCUACUUCCUCUUGAUCCGGCCUAUGGUGGAGCCCACCAAGGCACUGCUAAACACAACCAUCCACUACACGUGGCCAGAACUCUACAAGUCAGGCAACUACGUCGCUGUCUUCUGGCUCUGGGCGCCAGUUGGUGUGAUUUACAUCAUGGAUCUUUCGAUAUUCUACGCCAUUUUCUCCUCUGUUGUGGGCUACAUCAUGGGCGUCUUUGCUCAUAUCGGGGAGGUGAGCCACGUGAAGCUGCUCACGCUGCGCUUCCGCUUCCUGCCCCGCGCCAUGCACCUCAACCUGCUGCCGCCCUCCACCAACGCCCAGCGCAGCGGUGGCAUGCGCAGCGCCAUGGCGCGCAUGUGGAACCGCAUGGCCAUGACCUACGGGCUCGUCUCGCCAGACACCUGGGAGACGGACGAGCGGUGGGCGGUGCUGUGGAACAGCGUGAUUGGGAGCUUCAGGGAAGAGGACCUCCUGUCUGACGCCGAGCUGAACCUUCUGUCCAUCCCCGAGGCCUACACCACGGCCACUGUUUCCCGCUGGCCCAUUGUGCUGCUGGCCGAUCAGGUGGUGAAGGCCACGACCAUUGCCGGCAGGUGGAAAAACAGUUCCUCUUCCCUCUGGCGGCGCCUCUGCUCGUCCGACUUCUGCCGCUGCGCCGUGCUCGAGACCUUCGCCCUCUUCCGCCUGCUGCUCUCCCACCUGCUCAUCGCCGGCACGCCCGAGCACCGCAUGGUGCAGCAGCUGCUGGCGGAGAUCGACGGUGCAGCCAGUGGCGCAUCAGGAGAGGCGCAGACGGACAGGGACUUUGUGGAUGACUUCAACCUGGGAAAGCUGCCCGCCGUGCAGGCGAAGCUAGUGGCGCUCACUGCGUUCCUUCUCAGGGGACCUACUGAGGACGAGCUUCCCAAGGCCAUCAUGCUGGUACAAAACCUGCACGAGGUUGCCGUGCGGGACUUCUGGAGCGCUGGCAACUACUCGCUCCUCCUCUCCAAGGGCGUCAUCCCGCGCUCCAUCCCUCCCGCCUCGCCGCUCUACGUGGGCGCCAUCCGCCUGCCCGACCCCUCCGACCCGACCUACUUCGCCCCGCUGCAGCGCCUGCACUCGCUGCUCACCUGCCACAACGCCAUGGCUACCAUCCCUGCGAAUCCCGAGGCCCGGAGGCGGGUUACGUUCUUCUGUAACUCACUGUUCAUGGCCAUGCCGCCCGCUCCCACGGUGCAGCGCAUGCGGUCGUUCUGUGUGAUGACUCCGUACUAUAACGAGUCGGUGAUGUACUCACCGGAUGAGCUCAGGCGGCCCAACGAGGAUGGCAUCUCUCUGCUCUACUACCUCCAAAACAUCUUCCCAGACGAGUGGAAGAACCUGGAGGAACGGCUGGGGGUGCGGGGCAGGGAGGUGUGGGAGUUUGACGACGGUGCUGAGGUGUGCCGCUGGGCCUCCUACCGUGGGCAGACCCUUGCUCGCACAGUGCGGGGGAUCAUGUACUACCACAGGGCACUGGAUCUGCUCUCCUGCUUCGAUACCGACCCAGACGCCCCUCCCACCGAAGGCCGCGAGCUUCAUUCCAAGCGCCAACCCACCGCCGCCGCACCUCCCGUCGAAGAGAUGUCCGCCGCUGCCGCCGCCGCUGCCGCCGUCGCCUCUGCCUUCGGCGGCAGCGGGAGGAUGCCAGACGCGGGGUGGGACUCUCAGGCUUCAGUGGAGCACAUAAGAGAGCAGAUCUCGCAGCAUCUGGGGCAGCAGCGCGAGUACGACCCCCAGUUUUCCCUCGCCGAUGUGAAAUUCACGUAUGUGGUCGCCUGCCAGAUUUACGGCGAGCACAAGCGCAAGAACGACCCGAAAGCGCGGCACGUGUUGGAGCUCAUGCAGGAGAAUCCCGCGCUCAGAAUCGCGUAUGUGGACGAGCAGCCGCCCGCGCCGGGAUCGGGCGGCGGGACUCGGUACUACUCCGUGCUCGUGAAAUGGGACCAGUGGAAUCAGCGCGAGGUGGAGAUUUUCCGCGUGCAGUUACCCGGCCCGAUCAAGAUCGGUGAAGGGAAGCCGGAGAACCAGAACCAUGCGAUCAUCUUCACGCGCGGGGAGGCGCUGCAGACGAUCGACAUGAACCAGGACAGCUAUUUGGAAGAGGCGCUGAAGAUCCGGAACUUUCUGGAGGAGUUUUCGGAGUCACGGCGGCGGAUUCUGGGGAUGAGGGAGCAUGUGUUCACGGGCAGUGUGUCGUCUCUCGCGGCGUUCAUGUCGGCGCAGGAGACGGCGUUUGUCACCAUCGGGCAGCGCGUGCUGUACAACCCCUUGAAGGUGCGAAUGCACUAUGGGCACCCUGACGUGUUUGACCGCGUGUGGUCGCUGGCGCGGGGUGGCAUCAGCAAGGCAUCACGGGUGAUCAACAUCAGUGAGGACAUAUUCGCUGGCUUCAACACCACUCUGAGGCGUGGAGCCAUCUCCCACCACGAGUACAUUCAGGUGGGCAAGGGUCGUGAUGUGGGUCUGAACCAGAUCUCCCUCUUUGAAGCCAAAGUAGCAAGUGGCAACGGAGAGCAGCUCCUCUCGCGGGAUGUGUACCGGCUGGGCCACGGGCUGGACAUAUUCCGCCUGCUCUCCUUCUACACCACCUCCAUCGGCUUCUUCUUCAGCACCGCCCUCACUGCCAUGGCCGUCUACGCCUUCCUCUGGGGGAGGUGCUAUCUGGUGCUGUCCGGCGUGGAGGCGACGGUUUCUUCGUCGGACAACCAGGCGCUCUCCACCGCCAUCAACCAGCAGUUCCUCGUCCAGAUCGGGCUGUUCACGUCGCUGCCAAUGCUGAUGGAGCUGAUAUUAGAAAAGGGCACAGGGGCGGCGAUCUGGGAGUUCCUGCUCAUGCACGUGCAGCUCUGCUUCGCCUUCUUCACCUUCUCCCUCGGCACGCGUGCGCACUACUUCCUGCGCACACUCAUGCACGGCGGGGCCAAGUACCGGGCAACAGGGCGUGGGUUUGUGGUGAAGCACGAGCCAUUCGCGGAGAACUACCGGCUGUACUCGCGCAGCCACUUCAACAAAGCAGUAGAACUCCUCCUCUGCCUCGUCAUCUACAUGCUCUACUCCUCCCUCCGCGCCUCCACCGCCUACUGGCUCCUCUCCCUCUCCGCGUGGAUCCUCGUGCUCUCCUGGCUGCUCGCGCCCUUCGCCUUCAACCCCCUGGGCUUCGACUGGCUCAAGUGCUGCGACGACUGGGAGGAGUGGACGGCGUGGCUGUGGGCCAAGGGCGGGAAGGGCGUGACGGAGAAGCAGGCGUGGGUGGCGUGGUGGGACGAGGAGAGGGCGCAUCUGAAGACGACUGGGUGGGGGGGGUGGCUUGUGGAGACUCUGCUGGCGCUGAGGUGGUUCUUCUUCCAAUACGCGCUCGUGUACCGGCUGGACAUGGCCAGUGCAAGCACGAGCAUCCUGGUCUACGUGUACUCGUGGCUCUUCAUCUUCGCAAUGGGCCUCUUCUGGAUCUCCCUCACCCUCUGCGACCUCUACCUCUCCAUACGCGCCCACCGCCUUCACCGCGCCGUCAAAACCACCAUCUGCCUCGUCUUCCUCGCAGCCUUCAUAACCGCUCUCUCCUUCACCAGCCUCUCCUUUUCAGACCUUUUCCUGCUUCCUCUAGUCUUCCUCCCCACGGGAUGGGGGUUCCUGCAGCUGACUCUGGUGGUGGCUGGGGCGUUUCCGGCGGUCGAGACGUGGUGGACAUGGGGGCUUGUGAAGAGCUUUGCGAGGACUUAUGAGUUUAUUAUUGGGGUGAUUGUGUUUUUGCCCAUGGCGGUGCUGUCGUGGCUUCCGGGAGUUCAGGACAUGCAGACCAAGAUCCUGGGCCAUCCAGACGAGUUCAUGCCGCUGCUGCGGAUUCGGCACAUGGCGAAGAUGGUGUCGAAGCUUCCCGACGACGAGGAUUUCGCUUUCUGCUAUGGCAUGCUCAACCGCGUUAGUAGGAGCUUCGCGUUCGUCAUUCAGCAGCUCCACCCGCUACUGCGCGACCCGGUGUGCAUCUUUUACCUCGUCCUACGCGCUCUCGACACUGUCGAGGACGACAUGGCAGUGCCCAUAGACGAGAAGGUCCCCAUCCUCAUCGCCUUCCAUCAACACAUCUGCGACCCCGACUGGAAAUUCGUCUGCGGCACCAAGGACUACAAGGACCUCAUGCAACGCCUGCACCACGUGCGCCACGCGCUUGAGAAGCUAGAGCCCAGGUACAAGGCGGUGAUUCUGGACAUAACGAGGCGCAUGGGAGCAGGCAUGGCGUCCUUCAUCACCACCGAGGUGGAAACAGUGCCACAGUACGAUGAGUACUGCCACUACGUGGCGGGGCUGGUGGGCAUCGGCCUGUCGGAUCUCUUUCAUGCGGCCAACCUGGAAGAAGCGUUUGAGGAGUCGCUCUCCAACUCCAUGGGCCUCUUCCUGCAGAAGACCAACAUUAUCCGGGACUAUCUAGAGGACAUCAAUGAGGAGCCCGCUCCCCGCAUGUUCUGGCCCAAAGCCAUCUGGGGCAAGUACGCCGCGCGCCUUGAGGAUUUCAAGGAGGUAGACAGCAACGGGGCAGCAGCAGUGAAGUGUGUGAACGAGCUGGUGACGAACGCCCUGGGCCAUGUGAGCGACUGCCUCACCUACAUGCACCGCCUCAGAGACCCCCAAGUGUUCCGAUUCUGCGCCAUUCCCCAGAUCAUGGCCAUGGGCACGCUCGCACUGUGCUACAACAACAUUGGCGUCUUUGAGGGCGUGGUCAAGAUGAGAAAAGGUCUAGCGGCGAAGGUGAUGGAGCAGACUUGGAGCAUGGCGGACGUACGCUCCUCAUUCACUGACUUUGGCUUCGAGAUCCUGAAAAAGGUACAGCCUGCCUUGCCACUUGCUAUCACAGCUUCCUACAAGUGGCGAGGAUGGGCAAAGGCGAAGAGAAUGGCCUAUUUCUCCCCUCUUCACCUUCUCGCUAUCGCUCAUGUCGUUCCCCUUCGCACCACCUCACACCCCCACACCCACCCAAAUGAACGGCAGGUGGACGAUUCAGAUCCAAACUCGCAGGCAACGCGGGAGUGUAUUGGCAAGAUCAUCGCCUCUUGCAGAACAGAGGGGAGGCUAGUAAGGGGGCGCCUGUCAGUCUGUGACAAUGCCAAGUGGCGGUACCUAUUCUAUUUAUUCCUUAUUGUAAGUGUCCUUUCCUUCCUCCCCUCCCUCGACUAA